ACUUUUUAUUUUAAUUAUAAACCACACACGCAAAAAAAAAAAAGGGAAACCAACUUGUUCAAGAAACAAUUAAAAUGGCAGAUUCACAGAUUUUUAAUUGAAGAAUCCAAGUUUAUCUCAUUUUGGGUUUUCAUUUCUUUGGUUUCCAGCUUUUUUUUACUUCAAUCUUUUGGUGUUUUUUGUUGGAUGUUGAUGUGUGAAUUGUGGUGCAAAUUCGAGGAAAGUUGAAUUUUCUUUUCGGUUCUUUAAUUUUCCUUUGCUGUUCAUUUGAUUGGAUUUGUGUGGACUUUUCUGCAAAUAAUUUAGAAGGAUCGGAUUUUAAUAGAGGAAUUUGUAAAAGUUAUAGUUUUGGUUGAAAAUGGCAGUGAUGGAGUCAAUUGCAACGACAUCUCUUCUUGGUCAUAGUCCUUUGCAUGGUAGAGUUUCUGUCAGGGACAUUUCCGGCAAACAGAAACCAAUCAGUUAUCGAGUCCGAGUUACAGAAUUUACCGGCAGAAGAAUUGUUGUGUCGCCUCUUUUACCGAGGUUGAAAGCCGAUAGGUUAGUUAAUUUAGGGGUAGAGGCUCGUGCGAUAGAGCUGACGAAGGAGGUGCAUGCGUAUAGAGAAGAAGAAAGAUCUCCUAAGAAUUGGAAGGAUGAAAUUGAGGCUGGUAUAGUUCAAAAACCCGAGUUGUGGCCCCCGGAAAAUAGAGCCGAUAAGCCUUCCUUGCGUAAUCCCAGGCUUCGUCAUGAAAGGAUGGGUUGUGGUUGGAUAGCAGCUAUUUUCGAAUGGGAAGGAGUUAUAAUUAAAGAUAACCCCGAGCUCGAGAAGCAAGCAUGGUUGAGUCUUGCUGAAGAAGAAGGCCGAUCCCCUAUUCCAGCCUUUAUGCUGAGAAGAAUAGAAGGGACGAAGAAUGAGCAAGCGAUUUCUGAAAUCUUGUGUUGGUCUAGAGACCCGGCAUCGGUUAAAAGAAUGGCCGCAAGGAAAGAAGAAAUUUACCAAUCAUUACAAGGUGGGGUGUAUAGAUUUUGUGAUGGAUCUAGUGAGUUUGUGGAUAUUUUGAUGCAUUACAAUAUUCCAAUGGCUUUGGUUUCGACUCGACCAAGAAAAACUCUAGAGGCUGCAAUGAGAACAAUCGGCAUCGAAGAGUGCUUCAGUGCCAUUGUGGCAGCAGAGGACGUAUGUCGAGGAAAACCCGAUCCAGAAAUGUUUCUAUACGCUGCACAACUUCUAGAAUUCAUUGCAGAGCGGUGCAUUGUAUUCGGAAACUCUAACCAGACCGUUGAGGCAGCUCAUGAGGCACGGAUGAAGUGCGUUGCUGUUGCUAACAAGCAUCUUGUCUAUGAGCUCAGGGCUGCAGACUUGGUGGUAAGACGUUUAGACGAGCUUUCUAUUGUCGAUUUAAAGAACCUUGCAGAUAUAGAGUCACCUGAAUUCGGAUCCGGAGAACCAAUCCCGGAGAUGGAGAUAGAGGAGGAACAUGAUGAACCGCCCACAUCAACAGCAAUUGAUGAUGGUAUUUUCUGGUAGCCCCCUGAAAGAACUGUAAACUUUUUUUCAAUGUUCUUCAUAUGAUUCUUGAUGAUAAUUUGUUCCAUUUAUUGUAUAGCCAAAAAGGAGCAAAAAACAUAAAGAAAAUAUAAAAAAAAUGGUGGUCUGCAUUGGACAACCACAUGAUUUAUUUACCCAUAGAUGUAUAGUUGUAUCAUAUACAUGCUUACUUUUCAAUUUUCUAGUUAUAAAAGGUAAGAUUUCGUA
Messenger RNA from Gossypium arboreum, 1738 nucleotides. Its product is annotated as 5-amino-6-(5-phospho-D-ribitylamino)uracil phosphatase, chloroplastic-like. The transcript has 2 exons. Bases 359 to 1510 code for a protein of 383 amino acids. The record is from RefSeq and is a predicted model, not a curated record. Lineage: Eukaryota; Viridiplantae; Streptophyta; Magnoliopsida; Malvales; Malvaceae.